This is a messenger RNA of Macrobrachium nipponense, 8906 nucleotides long. Its product is annotated as putative neural-cadherin 2. Gene Ontology annotation, biological process: multicellular organism development; cell morphogenesis; adherens junction organization. Lineage: Eukaryota; Metazoa; Arthropoda; Malacostraca; Decapoda; Palaemonidae. Gene Ontology annotation, cellular component: plasma membrane; catenin complex; adherens junction. The record is from RefSeq and is a predicted model, not a curated record. Gene Ontology annotation, molecular function: cadherin binding; calcium ion binding.
GAAUUCUACGCAUGUACGUCUUUGGGUGUAUCUCCGACAUAGAAGCUUGGAAAUGUAAUGGUAUCAGGCUUUUUGUCUUUUGAAGAGAACCCACUCAUUCUCGCUUGUGUGCUGCAGGCCCUUGCAAUCGGAACAGCGUGUGAAUUCUACGCAUGUACGUCUUUGAGUGUAUCUUCGACAUAGAAGCUUGGAAAUGUGAUGAUAUCAGGUUUUUUGUCUUUUGAAGAGAACUCAUUCUUGCUUGUGUGCUGCAGGCCCUUGUAAUCGGGACAGUGUAAGUGAUUAUAAGGGAUCCGAAUGAAGUGAAUACUUUACGGAAAAACCCCUCGUGCUCGUUCACUGACCCACUUCCUCGAAUGGGCACCGCUCAGAUAUUUGAAUGUUUCCUAAAACCCGGCUUUCUGUAGAAAACAAUUAAGGUUUCAAAUCUUGCAAAAGCUUGAUAACGAUAAAAAGGAACAAAAGACAGUUAUUUAAUGUGCAAGUGAACGAUUCUAAAAAUAAAAUCAUAAAAUCUUGAAAACUACCCACAUUACGAUUCGUUAAAAAAUACCUCUGUGACAUUUAGAAGAGCAUCAGUUUCCUUCACGGCGACAUGGCGAUCAACGUAGUUCUUCCCAUUCUGAUUCCAUUGGAGGAGAACCUUCAUAAUGCAACACGACUUCUGUCUGGCAGUGGGAGGUCACUGCUUGAAUUCACACAGCACCGCUACUGCGCUCUUCUCAGGGAGGAUGCGCCUACCUCUUCAGAUGUCAUCACGGUUGUGGCCCAUCAUGAGGAAGGGGCCUCCAUCAGAUACAGCAUCACAGGUGGAAACCGAGAUGGCCUCUUUACCAUCGACCAGAAAACGGGACUCAUCACGCUGGCAGCUUCGCUCGACUACGAACUCUACGACAAGCACGAACUGGUAGUAUCUGGCGAGGGGGGAGGCCAGGUGGUCCACACGAUCGUCCAGGUGGCUGUGGCGGACGUGAAUGACAAUCCGCCCGUCUUCGCUGAUCCCGAUCCCUACGUCACCAUCAUCGAGGAGGACGACAGGCACCUCCCAACUACCCUUAUCAAGGUUGAGGCCAGUGACCCAGACCUGUCGGACGAAUCUGGCCUUUUAUACACCUUACGAGGAGAUGGGGUUGAUGGUUAUUCACCAGAAGACGCCUUCUUCAAGAUAAAUCCUCGUACGGGAGACCUUAUGCAGUUGAGGGCCCUCGACCGUGAUCCACCAAAUGGGAAAAGAAUAUGGAAACUGAGAGUCAAAGUCCAGGAUGGUCAGGAACCAUGGAAAGCUGGAAAUCGAAUCAAAGGAACGAAAAACACUUCAGUGAACAAGAGCGAUCGCUUGCCAUCGUGGGACUAUGAAAAUGGGUUUCAAAAUGACCAGCCGAUUGAAAAUACUCUUGGAAGAGGCGAUGAAGUAACUAAACAUAACAGAAACAGUGGUUUUAAAUUGGAAAGUUCCAAAGUUCGAGAAGAUGAAGUCAGGAACAGACUGUGGGAGGCAAAAGGUAAUGGGUAUGAUCGGCUUGUAUCAAGUGCAAGAAAACACGCGUGGGCGCGAGAAAGAAACCGUAAAUAUAAAGCAAGGCCAUUCUUUUGGACACAGUCGAAUGACCGGCAAAACUUGUACACACAGCAUUCUUGGAAAUUAAAAGACAUCAGUUAUAAAGAGACCAAACAGCUAUCCUGGAAUGACCAAGCUAGGUUUGGUAUUCCCAAGUCUGUAUACAAUUACAAGAAUGAGGAACACUCACAUAAAAAAAGCGGGGAACUCUCUAAGAGAAUAAAAAACGAAAAAAAUAUAGAUAACUGGGUCAGUAGAUCUGAACCCAAAGUAAAAGAGAGUGAAGAACUGGAUAAAGUAACAGAAUCGACUUUCAGUAGCAGGAGAUCCAAUGCUGAUGAUCAUACUUGGCAUGUUAAUCGGCUAAGAGAAAGCCUUAGUGAGUCAACUAACAGAAGAACACAAGAUGGGCAUAGAGCAGUAGUUGAAAAUACAAAACGAGGAAGAGGUUUAGAAAAAGAACAACGAAUGAAGGACAGAAUUUCACUCAGGAAAUCAAGGUCUGGAGAGUUUUUAGUCUUAUAUCCUGACACUUCAAGUGUAAAAGGACACAUUCUUGAACAGAACAGUGAAUCCUCGAAUUCUAGAUUAAUAACUUUUGCAGCUGUCAAAAACCAGAACACAGAGACCAAUAUUAAAGGAAAUGUGAAAAAGUUUAGGGUAAGUGAUAGCAUAGGUCAGCAUCCAAAUUUUAAAUCUGACAAGGUUUUCCAAAAAGGUGACAGUAUCUGCAAAAGUCAGAUUUCCACGUGUGGCUUGAUUCCUGAAGCGAAUGGUGUGAAACAAAUCAGAAAGAACAGCCAGUCCUCAUGGCGUAACAGUCUUAAGGCAAGAAUUAAAUUCAGAAAUGAAGCAAAACUUCAUAAAAUUGAGAGCAAUACCGAUGAUCCACCUGGCUACCUUAUUUCUCUUGACAAAUUCAAGAAUCCACAUACUUCGACCUCUGAUUGGGAAGACAUCGAAGGUUCUGCUGAAGGACAGUUGAGACAAGAACCCCAUUUUGUCAAAAAGGCAAAGAGGUCUCCUGAUGGGGUAUUGGAAACAAAACGCAAAGGCAGUAACAUUUUAUAUGAAAGCCCCUCCGUCAUUCAAGAGUCCAUAGAAACUAAAAGUACAGUGCAUAAUUUGGAAAGUAUACAAGAAUCCGAGGACCAAUUUAGAUCUGAUAAUUUGAAUGACAUUAAGGAAAAGAAAACUGAAAGCCUCCCCGGCUACUCUGGAAAAUCUAUAGAAGCCAGCUCUUCGAUGUUAGUCUCGUUAAGUAAUGUCACCAAAAAACCCUCUGCAUCUCUAUUCCUUCAGAGUAAAAUUGAAUCUGCAAGAAAAGGAGUCAUUGCUAACAAUAGCCUGGAUUCAGCAUAUGUCAGUGCAAAUUCGUCUAAAUUAGAUAAAUUCUCUCAUAAUCUUAAGUCAAACUUCUCAAAAACCACAGCAUCACUAAAGCUACUUGAACCGCAAAUGGACGGUUUUACUCUCAGAGAUUCUAGCGAUGUAUUAUCAAAGAAAACGAGUAAAUACCCAAACAAUGAAUACUCGAGUUCUAUAGGUCAGACCCCAAACACUAACCAUUUGUUAACAUCAAGUGAAGUGAGAAAUGUUUCCUUAUCCAUGACUAAAAGCCGCCUCCCUGCUUUUGUCGCUAGAAAUCGACAGAUCAGAUCAAGCACUCAAAGUUACGUCAGGUGUCAGAAAGCAAAAGAGCAAUUGGGUUUUGAAGAAACCAAGAGGCAAAGGCUGGCUCUCGAGAGGAGCCAGAGACAUCUUAAUGGAGUCUUCUUUCAAUAUGUUGACUUAGAUGAGGAAGAAUGCUACCAAGCUUCCCAGGUCAGUGGACGGGUGACUGAUGAGGCAGGGAAUCAGAAGGACAAUCCGGUACAUGAGGUGGAGAUCCUUGUGACAAUCGUUGUAAAGGAUAUUAAUGACAACGCGCCUAUUUUCCCCAACGUGACGAUGUUUGGAGAAGUACGGGAAAAUGGGCCAGUGGCCCUCUCGGUGGCGGAAGUGUCCGCCUGGGACGCUGACGACGCCACCGAAGGCACCAACGCCCGCAUCACCUACGCCAUUGAGAAGAACGUCAUCCACGACAAGACCGGAGAGGCCAUCUUCAGCGUGGACCCCUCCACUCCGAUCCGGGCUUGGUUGACGACCGCCCUCUGCUGCCUGGACAGGGAGAACGAUCAACGGGCCCCGAGUAACCACAUUCAAGUGGUGGCUGCCGAUGGAGGAGGACUCAAAGGCACAGGCACAGUGGUCGUUCGCCUGACGGACGAAAACGACAAUUCUCCGCGACUUGCUCGACAAUACUGGGAGCUGGAAGUGGACGAGACGUGGGGGGCCGGUCCCCCGAACAACAUGACCCUCCUGGAGAUGACAGCUGCAGAUCCCGACACGAAGAAUCACUUCUCUUACAAGAUCGUUGAGGAAAGCGGCUGGGGCUGGGAUCACUUUGGCAUCCGUUCGACAGGAGCAUCUGGUCAGCUCUAUGCCCUGAGGACACUGGAUUAUGAGGACGAUACCCAUCGCCAGGGAUUCAAGUUCAUGGUCCAAGUCACUGAUCGGGGGGAGGGGGGAUGGGUCGACCCCAGACAUCAGGACACGGCCUGGGUGGGUGUCAAACUCCGAGACCUCAACGAUAAUCCACCUCAAUUCGUCCGUCCUCACGCCCACGUGACGAUAAGCGAGGACGCCCCUCUGGGAACUUUGCUGACUACCGUGUCCGCCCACGAUCCAGAUGUGGGUGUAGCUGGUCAAGUGGACUACUCUGUGGUGGGCGGUUGGAACUCACUCAAGGUGGACAAGAGCGGAGGCGUGAGGCUGUUCCGCCGUUUGGACCGCGAGGCUGAAGGCGGCGCCCUGGGCGUCGCCAAAAUCCUGGGCACAGACAGAGGAGAGCCGCCCCUGACUGCCACCGCUACCCUGACGAUGACGGUCACAGACGUCAACGACUGUCCCCCUCGCCUUCUUCCUCCGGACGUCCUUCACGUGACAGAGGGCGCCCCUCCCGUCCUGCUCGGAGUCCUGACGGCUACUGACGAUGAUAUAUGGGCGCUGGGGCAUGGGCCUCCUUUCAGCAUGUCGCUUUCGCCGUCGAAUCCUCCUUAUGUCACGGAUCUCGUCAGUCUGAAGUUUUAUCAACAUUUCGACAGCGGUCGGGGAGGAGCAGAAUUAUGGACCCGAGGUUCUCUUGACCGUGAGACCCAUCGUACGAUCCCUGUAGAAGUCGUGAUUGGCGACGCAGGAGGACUCAACAGGACAAAUACCGUAACGGUUGUUGUCAAAGACCUGAACGAUAAUCCCAUGAAACCUGCUGCCAAGAUGGUUUACCUAUGGAAGACCCAGGGCAGCGGAUCAGAGGCGCCCUUAGGUCGCGUGUACGUGGAUGACCCAGACGACUGGGACAUAGCCGACAAGACCUUCCGGUGGGCUGGGAAGCCUCAUCCCCUCUUCACACUGAACGCCGAUGAUGGGUCCAUUAUUGCCUCCAGCCUCGUGCGAGAAGGAAGGUACCUGCUGCACUUUGCGGUGAGUGACCGAGUGUGGAGUCAGGUGGGUGUUGCUGCCAACGUCACUGUGGUGGUCAGGACCUUGACCCACGAUGCCCUGACCCACGCUGCGCCAGUCCUCCUGACUCCUGUUACUCCAGCCGACUUGACCAGGGGCUGGACGCCCACGACUGGUGGAGGUGGUCUUGGAAAACUGCUGGAGGCAGUUCACGACAUCAUUUCGGAAGGUCCCUCCCCCCACAAGGUAGAAGUGGUCAGCGUCUACGGGAACACCGCUCUUCCGGGGAUCACUUCGACGGUCGCCGUCACUUCUCCCAAAAUUGAAUCGUCAUCCAGUCACCCGCAAGAAGGGGAACAGCCAGUUGGUGCUAAUUCAUCCAGUGAGCAUCCAGCGCCAACUACGUGCGUCUGGGUGAGCGUGAAGGAUGACAAGGAUGCCUUUGUAGACCCUGUCAGGCUACAGGGCUUGUUGUCUCUCCGCAAGGAUAAGCUGGAGAAAGCCACUGGCCUCUCAGUGUCCCUGAAGGACCCGCCCCCUGUCUUUGAUAAAAAGGGAUCCUCGAUCCGGCAGGUCCCUAAGAAGGACACGGUGAGUAUAGGGCAUCCUUCUCACUUCGAAGGACCAGAGGACUCUGCUCUUUCCACUCUCAAGUUGUCCUACGAAGACGGUGCCUCUGUGACCUCUCUCGCUUCCACAGCCCUUCCUCUUCAGGUUGUCGACACGAACAUGACCUCGUUGGUGACUCCUCUCCUCAUCCGACGCCAUGAAUGUGUGUCCCAGGAACGCCCAAGGGGCCACGGCCACGCUUCUUACGACUCUGACACCUGCGCGCCUUCCAGCUGCCUCAACGGAGGCAGGUGCGUCAGAUUCCCUUCGGGAAGCAGGUGCGUGUGUCCGGGAGGCUCGUGGGGUCCCCAGUGCAAGAUCCUCUCCAGGACCUUCCGUGGAUCUGGCUGGGUGUGGUUGAGGCCUCUCUCCCCGUGCCUUCCCACAACAUUGUCCCUUCGUGUCCUGACGCGGAGGCCUCACGGGCUGCUCCUUUAUUCGGGUCCCCUCGCCCCACACUCGGAGCCCUUUGGCUCCUCUUACUGGAGUCUCCCCUCGCCCAUGUUGGCUCUGCAGGUGGUAGAGAGUAAGCCUCAGCUCAUCGUCGAAGGGAUUGGCAGUUCCUUCGUCCUCACAGUCAAUGCGUCGGUCACUGACGGCGAGUGGCACACUGUACACCUUCACUUGCAUCAACAGGGAGUGGCUCUGAUGGUGGACUUCUGUGGCCUGGGAUGGGACGAGAAGACCAACGACGAUUCUCAUUGCGUCGCCAGAAAGGCCUGGGGCCUUCCGGAGGGUCUGAGAGCGUGGGAGGUGCUGGGUCCUCUGCAAAUAGGGGGCCUAGCUCAAGGACCACAACGGUCAAGGGAUUAUGGAUGGAGUCAAGCUCCUACACCUCAUUCGCUUGAUGGGUGUCUUUCCAAUUUAGAAAUAAAUGAUCAGCUAAUGGACUUGGGGGAGACACCAUGCAGCAAAGACAGCACAACUGGCUGCCAACCGCAAGAAACAGCAUGUCUAGGUGGCCCGGGAACGUGUGGCAUCAGAGGCGCCUGUUCGUGUGGGCUGAAUCACCCUGAGUGCCAUUGUGACCCUGGUUGGACAGGAGUCCGUUGCGACACCCCAACGGCCCCGGCUACUUUGGGCCCAAAGUCGUACAUGAAACUGGCGUUGUCCUUCACCCCUUCGUCAAGAGUGGUGAGCGUCCAGCUGAGGGUCCGGACGCUUGGCGAGUCGACAGGGAUGCUAGUUCGUCUUGCCGCUCAGCACACGCAACAUUCUUUCACUGUUCACCUUCGAACUGGGGUGGCCUGUGCGUCAGUGUCGGGCGCAGGGUGGGCAGCCAGGGUUGUAUGCGUCGAGGGCAGACCCGUAGGAGAUGGUCAGUGGCACACCGUGAGAGCCGAGAGACACGGCCACAGUCUCGUGAUCAGCGUCGACGGAGCGGACGAAGGGCGGGUCAACAGAUCGAUCCCUUCCCUUGUGGCCCCCGGGAGGCUCAGCAACCUCCAGGAAGAAGUCAAGGGCCCGCCAAUGCCUUUGGAGAUAGACAAGCAUGACGGAGUGACGGUCGGCGGGCUACCCGAGUUCCUGGGCGUCAGACUCGUGACUGUUGCUGAGGACUUGCAAGGCACAUGUAUAGAUGACUUGAGAGUGUCAGAUCGCCAGCUGCCGCUUCCCCCCGCAGUCAACGGCAGCACCUGGGGCCAAGUGACCACCUUAGACGGAUUCAUGAAGGGCUGCAACCCUCCCACCUCCUGUGUGAACGCGACCUGCGAUCCCCCGCUGUCCUGCCACGCCUCCUGGACGCAGCCUUCUUGCAGCUGCGGUUCAGGACGUCAUCUGGCUGGAUCUACGUGUGAAGACGUCAACGAAUGCCUGUUUGAGCCGUGCCUUCACGGAGGAAACUGCUACGACCUGAAAUCGGGCUACCUUUGCCUCUGUGGACCGAACCACAUCGGCGAUAACUGUGAGUGGGCCAAAGUCUCCAGUGCAGGUCACCCGCUAACCGCGCCGGCGGUUAUAGCGGCGGUUACGCUGUCACUCCUCUUUUUAGUUCUCAUCGGAGUGUUCAUCUCCUUACGACACCACCGACUACGAACAGCUAAGACUUUGGGUCACCAGGAGACGGAGCAAAGCGUGGACAAGGACUCCACCAUCAUAGCAGUCAGAAUAGGAUGCAAAGGAUCGGUGAUGACUCUCGAUGCAGAGAAGAGGGAAACUUUCCUCGGGCUGAGGAGCAGAUGGAAGGAAACCGCCAGAAACAAGGCGACGACCACCAAGAGAAAAGGACCGGGGGACGAAUCGCACACCACCUUCCUCGAGUUGCUCAAACUCAACCGGGCCAAACCUGCCAAGGAGUCAAAAAAGGGGGGUAAUGCUGUGAUCAGCAGUGGAGUCAGCACUGCUGUCAUCACUUCUGCUGGAGUCUCUGGCAGUCAAGAUAUUGCAUUGGUGGGAACCAUUGACCAUCAGCAUCACCACUUAGCAGGGGAAGACUUAAGAAAUUAUGCGUAUGAGGGCGAUGGAUCAUCGUCGGGAUCUCUUACCUCUACUAUAUCUGGUUUAAGAGCCGAAUUAGAACGCGAAGAACCAGAUACUAUUGUAGCUGCCGAUUUCGUUGAAGUAAUGGACCUCUUGAAGAACCUUCCGGAGGCUCCUAAAACAUCCAUCCUUCUCGCCAGACUCAAAGAAAAGCGAACUUCGGUGAAGGAGGCGAGGGACGCCGAAGUCAUAUCCACGGUGUCUCUGGGGUCAUUAAGGAGGGGAGAACCGAGUUGUACAGAGUACUGUAAACACUCUUCUAAGUUGUCUCCUCCAACCGUGUCUUCAGGGUCUUUUCCUCGCCCGCUGGAGACAAGGAACGUAGAGAUGAUUUCUCCCUCCACUGGUGCCCAGUUAGCUUGUAUGCAAGAUGAACUCACUACGACCUGCUGACAGUAAUAACCUUAUUGUAAAUCUAACUAGUUUCAUCUUUGAAAGUGUUAUAAUGUUAUGGUUAUUAGUUUAAUAUAUAUGUUCACCCUUGAAAGUUAUGUAAAUUUAAAGUGUUAUAAUACUGGUUAUUGGUUUAAUAAAUGAGAUACUACAGUUAUUUUUACGUUAAGGAAAGAAGUAAAUUUUGUACAAAAUAUCAGCUUUUCAACGGAAAAUAUAUGAAUAGAUUUUGAUUGAACUAUCUCAUAUUUGUACUGCUACAUUUUCACAAAAAUGAAAAAUAGUAUUUAGAGAUGUUUUAUACAUUUAUAUUAUAAAUUUAUAUUGUACGUGUUUUAAAUGUAUAUUAAACGUGUUUGAUAAA